AUGACGGCACUUUUUGACAAGAUAAUGAGCAUCCGACUCCCCAAAGAAUUCAAAAUGCUGACAUUGGAGUACUACAACGGCACCACAAAUCCAGUGCAGCAUCUGGAAGGCUUCAACUCACUCAUGGCUUUUUGUGGAGCCUUGGGCCCUAUUAUGUGUCGAGCCUUCCCCACGUUCCUAUGGAAAGCAGCCAGGACGUGGUUCAAUCGAUUAGAGCCUAAGUCGAUCAAAGCCUUUCGAAAGCUGAGCUCAACAUUCUUGACAGCUUUCGCAAGUAGCUGGAGUUUCAAGAAGACACCUGUAAGUAUGACCACAGUGAAACAGAGGACCGACGAGUCCCUCAGAUCAUACCUCACCAUGUUCAACCAGGUGAAGUUGGAGGUAGAAGACCUAGACCCGGCAGUCGAGUUCACUGCCCUUCUAUCCGGGAUCAACGAUAAGGAUCUCAAUUGGGAGCUUUACAAGAAACAGCUUGACAAUCUCACUGAGCUGCGUGCAUGCCUGGAAGAGUACAUGAACACCUUGGAGACCCUUGAUGCAAAAUUCAAGACUUAG
Telopea speciosissima is the source of this 555-nucleotide messenger RNA. RefSeq lists its product as uncharacterized. The transcript has a single exon. The record is from RefSeq and is a predicted model, not a curated record. Lineage: Eukaryota; Viridiplantae; Streptophyta; Magnoliopsida; Proteales; Proteaceae. Bases 1 to 555 code for a protein of 184 amino acids.